Sphaeroforma arctica JP610 is the source of this 173-nucleotide messenger RNA. RefSeq lists its product as hypothetical. Gene Ontology annotation, molecular function: protein kinase binding. Gene Ontology annotation, biological process: signal transduction. The annotation marks the transcript as partial. Gene Ontology annotation, cellular component: nucleotide-activated protein kinase complex; cytoplasm; nucleus. The record is from RefSeq and is a predicted model, not a curated record. Lineage: Eukaryota; Ichthyosporea; Ichthyophonida. The transcript has a single exon.
UCAGGAAGAGUUCUCUCUUACUCUGGAUCUGCCCAUAGGCACCUACCAGUACAAGUUCAUCGUAGAUGAGGAGUGGUGCUACAACCCUGACCAGCCACAGAUUAACGACCGCAGCGGCGCCGUAAACAACAUUGUGGAGGUGGUGGAUGAGGACGACGAGUUCGACUUUGAAG